UUGCGGCUCAAGCGUUUAAUGAGACGGCACAUAGUUCGGAUGCCAUUUGUUAUUUCUGUUCAGGUAAAUAAAUAAAUGAACACGUUUUAAAACAACUAUCACAUUUCUUAAAGAUAUAUAGAAUGUCAUCCCUGGAAUCAUUCAAUGCUUCAGAAGUGUCAGCAGUAGGUGGAGCUCUUCAGUCUGAUGCCAAAAAUUAUGAAAACAAGCAAGAUGUAGAAUUUCAGUGGGCAAUCAAAGCAUAUCAUCACGCUGAAACAUAUUUUAAUUUAAUAUCAUCGGUAGAGACGAGAUAUUUAAAGCUGACACAGCUUGAUGAUGAGAUCUACACUUUAUUUAGACAAGAGUUUCCAGACUUUAAUGUAGAAAAUCUGGAUGUUGAUGGUAUGAAAACACCAGCUUCAAAAGAAAAAUGGCGAGGAUUUUGCAAUAAAUUUGAAAAUCGUGUAGAAGACUUCAACAUGGGAACAUUGAUACGAAUCAACAGCAGAGAAGAAUUUUCAGAGAGUAAUUCUACUUUAGUGGUCAGAAUACAGUUUCUUGCGAUUGAAAUUGCUCGCAACAGAGAGGGGUUUAAUGAUGGACUCAACAAAAAGAAGAAAGAAACUUCAUGACAUAGGUUGAGAUAAUUAGGAAGUUAUAAAAACAUUUUUGUUAACUGAAGAGAAGAAUUCUGAAUUUCUCAACCAGAACUAGAAAAUUGCUGUUGCAUCAACACUAAGUUACUGAGAUUCUGUCUUUUCUUUAAACAAGUGAUAUUUUUACUGAUUAUUGAUAAAAAAGUUCAAAUGUAUAAAGUUUUUAUGAUGGACUGAUGUUCUGAAGCCAAGAACACAUUUUAAUGGGUUUUUUUUGCAUUUGACACGCAUUUGAGAAAAGUGCUUAAAAUGUGUAUGUAUAACUUUGUUACUAUCAGUUGUCUGAUUCUACAGGCACUACAUGUAUGUUAUUCUCAUAAACAUGUGGUCAGAUCUACAACACAUGUUUUUAUCAUCCUCUCAAAACAGACUUCAAACAGAAAAUGAAUUAUUUUUUUUUACACAAAACUUUCCACCUCUUUCAUUGAGUCAGUUUUAUGUAGACACUAUUUUACUGUUAUAUCUGGAUAUAUAACCUGAACUUUCCCAUCCUUUUAAAUAUGAAAGUACAUUAAGUGAAAUAACUACAUUUAUACCAGAGAUGUAGAUAACAGAUAAGCAACUCCUAUGUACUCUAUUUAAAUAUCCCACAUGCCUAUCAAAAGUGAAAAAAUUAGGCAUGUUGUAGCAAUUAAAACUUAAAGGCUGUAGAAUGAUGUGAUUCUUGUAUAGUAUACAACACUUGAAAGUUAAAACUUUUAUCUAUGUCUCUGCUAAUACUAGACUAUAUAUGUAUGUUGACCAAGAUGAUGACCCAUGUAGUAAGACUUAGUGUUACAAUGUAUGUGGACUUAAAAAGUAGGCAAUGCAAUUUAGUAAAAUAUGCACUUUAAACUAAUCAAAGUAUGCACUUUGUGACAUGGAUAAGAGACCACUAGUAUUGUUAAGAAAGCCAUUCACAGUCUGUUCAGAUUUAAUUAGAACACAAUAUUUAUGACAGCCACUUUAGAGGUUAUUCUUUUUGGAAUAAGUAUGCAUUUAUUUUUUGGAGUGAUUAAUGUUUAUGUCAAAAAUAUCUAAGCUGAGCCAUGACAAAACAAACACGUUUGCGACCAGCAUGGAUCCAGACCAGGCUUGGCAUCGGCGAAGUCUGAUCAGGAUCCAUGCUGUUUGCCUACAAACCUUAUUGGAGUAAGAGAAACUUCUUAUUGGAUCUAUCUGACUACAGGGAAAUCUGUAGAACCAUUAUCCUAUAAUAACUCAGUAUGCCAAUUAAGAUUAUCAUAAUUAUGUAACAUGCAAUGUUAGAAUUUUACAAAAACUAAGUGAACACAUUGUGUUCUUUAAAAGUGGACAAAAGUAAUGGCAGUGCCUACUUUAAUAUAAGUUUUUUUUCUCUUUGUAAUCUGAUGAUUUUACAAAAAAUUGCUAUUAAAUGUAUAUAUUAAAUAGAAA
Messenger RNA from Ruditapes philippinarum (Manila clam), 2033 nucleotides. RefSeq names its product protein PBDC1-like. The transcript is spliced from 6 exons. Lineage: Eukaryota; Metazoa; Mollusca; Bivalvia; Venerida; Veneridae. Gene Ontology annotation, cellular component: cytoplasm. Bases 123 to 614 code for a protein of 163 amino acids. The record is from RefSeq and is a predicted model, not a curated record.